CCCGCUAGUCCCGGCGGAACGAGGAGGGGGGCGCGUGCGCGAGUUAGCGGCUGGGGGCGGAGAGAGGACGAGCUGAGGACUGCUGGACAGUCAGUCGGGGAAUGGCGCGUGCGCUGCUGCUGCUGUUGCCGCUGCUUCUGGCAGGACUGCAGCGAGCUCUGACUCUCAGCCUGCCUUCGACCCCCGCGCAGUCUUGGAGCCUGUCCCGCCGAGAAGGUACUGAGGAGCCAUGCCCACCCUCAAAGUUCCCGUGUGGCCGUGGCAUCUGCAUCCCCUCUGAGUGGCUGUGCGACGGUGACAAGGACUGCUUAGAUGGCAGAGAUGAAACUUCCUGCCGAGUAGAGUCUUGUGCCCAGGGGGAGGAGCGGUGCCCUUCUGAGACGUGUUCCCCUCUCAGAUGUGAGGGACCCCAGUGUGUUGACCUGUGGAUUGAAGCCAGCUGUCCCCCACCUCCCUGCCUGGCUGAAUAUCGAUUUUGUGAUGGAAUCAACGAUUGUCCCAAUGGCACAGAUGAACGGCUUGUGGACUGUAGGAAGCGCCGUUCAAAGAUGCCCUCACUGGGGUGUGCCAGGCAAGGGUUCCAGUGUGCCCCAGGGGUAUGCAUUCCACAUGCAUGGGUGUGUGAUGGGCACCCAGACUGUGCCAGCGGCAUUGACGAACAUCAUUGUGGGACAACAGGAACUCCCUCCAAUCAGGCUGCCACUUUAGCUGAGUCUGUCACUCCAGGUGCUGUCCCUUCAGGAAAUCAGAUUACCACUGGGGUAACAAUGGCCACUGGGGCAACAGGAGCUGCCACCUUAGCUGUGUCUCCCAUCCCAGGUAAUGGGAGUGCUGUCCCUUCAGGAACUCUGAGCAUCAAUGGGAUAACUGUGACCACCGGGGUGACACAAGCUCCUGAGGACCAGAACACCACUCCAGGUCGUGGAAGCCUCACACCUUCGGAAAGACGAAGCGCGUAUGGCCUGGUCAUGGCAGCAGCCGCCCUAAGUGGAAUUCUGGCUGCCGCCUGUCUGCUUGUGUGUUGCCAGACCUGGGCCCAAGUCCGGUGGCGCCUCCUCCCCCAACCAAACCUGGUGGAAGUUGUGAAGGAUUCUCUGCUGAUGCCUGAGAGGACACCGUCAUCCUCAAUCUGAGGGCCAGCUCCCGUGGCCUCCAGGACUGCUCGUCCAUUUGUGAAAGUGGCCCAGGCUGUCCUGGGGCCAAACUGAGUCCUCCAGGAGGAGGAGAAGCAAAGAGGGAGAGAGGCUGUUAACUACAGAGGACUCUUCCCCAUGGCCUCCAUCACAAGCUACCUCUCUGUUGAAGGCAGCAGACAGGCCCUGACCUCGUUGCCUUUUUCUACCACCCUGGGAGGCCCUGCAUCCGGCACCCCUUGGAUAAGGCCGGAUGGGUGUGAGUCCUGAUUCUUUGCAACAUCCUGCCUCCUACGGGGGUAGGAGUGGGAAUUGGCUGCAGGCUCCAGAGGUAGUCACACGCCCAAUCACUCCCUCAUGCAGCUGGUUUCAGGGCCAGUGCUCUUUGUUGGGCAAGGCUGGGGUCCCUGGUAUCAGCCACCAGCCCGGCCUGGUGGCUCAGGGGUAAGACACUCCGUUCAGCUCCCACAUGGGCUACAGGUGAGGAGGAGGACAGCCCAACACUUAAGGUGAUCGACAUUUUAGUGAUUAAAAUGAUUUCCCAAAAUUUAAAA
Antechinus flavipes (yellow-footed antechinus) is the source of this 1687-nucleotide messenger RNA. It is a transcript of the gene CD320, whose product is annotated as CD320 molecule. Gene Ontology annotation, molecular function: protein binding. Gene Ontology annotation, biological process: ventral spinal cord development. Gene Ontology annotation, cellular component: plasma membrane; caveola. NCBI's taxonomy places the organism in Eukaryota, Metazoa, Chordata, Mammalia, Dasyuromorphia, Dasyuridae. The transcript has 7 exons. Bases 102 to 1133 code for a protein of 343 amino acids. The record is from RefSeq and is a predicted model, not a curated record.